GUGGGCGCCUGCGAGGGCUUGGGAGAGCAAGCCGCGGAGAGGUGAGUGGGCCGCUUUUCUACGGGAACUGGCCUGAACUCGGCCGUACGGGCUCCCCAGUAACCGACCUUUGGCCAAAGUGUGGAUGGAGUAGGAGGAGUUUUGAAGCCGUCCUUCGAAGCCUUUCUGCCUCGGGGUCUCAGAGUCCCACGGGUGCCCAAAGUCUGGGCUUGAGGCCUGCAGAGGAGGCGAAGGGGCCUUAUUCCUGGCUUCUUCACUGCGUUUUCUCUGAACAGACAUGAACUUGAAGCCACCAUGGGAGAUGAAGAUUGGGAAGCAGAAAUCAACCCUCAUAUGUCUUCCUAUGUUCCCAUAUUUGAGAAGGAUAGGUAUUCUGGAGAAAAUGGAGACAAUUUUAACAGGACUCCAGCUUCAUCAUCAGAAAUGGAUGAUGGACCUUCUCGAAGAGAUCAUUUCAUGAAAAGUGGAUUUGCCUCUGGGCGGAAUUUUGGAAACAGAGAUGCUGGUGAGUGUAAUAAGCGAGAUAAUACAUCCACAAUGGGUGGUUUUGGAGUUGGAAAGAGUUUUGGAAACAGAGGUUUUUCAAACAGCAGGUUUGAAGAUGGUGAUAGCUCUGGUUUCUGGAGAGAGUCUAGUAAUGACUGCGAAGAUAAUCCAACACGGAACAGAGGGUUUUCCAAGAGAGGCGGCUAUCGAGAUGGAAAUAAUUCAGAAGCUUCAGGGCCAUACAGAAGAGGUGGAAGAGGUAGUUUCCGAGGUUGCCGUGGAGGAUUUGGUCUAGGAAGUCCAAAUAAUGACUUAGACCCAGACGAAUGUAUGCAGCGCACUGGUGGCCUUUUUGGUUCUAGAAGACCAGUAUUAAGUGGCACAGGUAAUGGUGAUACUUCUCAAAGCAGAAGUGGCAGUGGAAGUGAACGAGGUGGUUACAAAGGUUUAAAUGAAGAAGUAAUAACAGGCUCUGGAAAGAAUUCUUGGAAGUCAGAAGCAGAAGGAGGAGAAAGUAGUGAUACUCAAGGACCAAAAGUGACCUACAUACCCCCUCCUCCACCUGAGGAUGAGGACUCCAUCUUUGCACAUUAUCAGACAGGCAUAAACUUCGACAAAUACGACACUAUUCUUGUGGAAGUGUCUGGACAUGAUGCACCACCAGCAAUUCUGACUUUUGAAGAAGCUAAUCUCUGUCAGACACUGAAUAACAACAUUGCUAAAGCUGGUUAUACUAAGCUUACUCCUGUGCAAAAAUACAGUAUUCCUAUCAUACUUGCAGGACGAGAUUUGAUGGCUUGCGCUCAAACAGGGUCUGGGAAGACUGCGGCUUUUCUCCUACCAAUUUUGGCUCAUAUGAUGCAUGAUGGAAUAACUGCCAGUCGUUUUAAAGAGUUGCAGGAACCAGAGUGUAUUAUUGUAGCACCAACUCGAGAAUUGGUCAACCAGAUUUAUUUGGAAGCCAGAAAAUUUUCUUUUGGGACUUGUGUAAGAGCUGUUGUUAUAUAUGGGGGAACCCAGCUGGGACAUUCAAUUCGACAAAUAGUACAAGGCUGUAAUAUAUUAUGUGCUACUCCUGGAAGACUGAUGGAUAUCAUAGGCAAAGAAAAGAUUGGUCUCAAACAGAUCAAAUACUUAGUUUUGGAUGAAGCUGAUCGCAUGUUGGAUAUGGGUUUUGGUCCAGAAAUGAAGAAGUUAAUUUCUUGCCCAGGAAUGCCAUCAAAGGAACAGCGCCAAACCCUUAUGUUCAGUGCAACUUUUCCAGAGGAAAUUCAAAGGUUGGCUGCAGAGUUUUUAAAGUCAAAUUAUCUGUUUGUUGCUGUUGGACAAGUGGGUGGAGCAUGUAGAGAUGUUCAGCAGACCGUUCUCCAAGUUGGCCAGUUCUCAAAAAGAGAAAAGCUCGUUGAAAUUCUGCGAAACAUAGGGGAUGAAAGAACUAUGGUCUUUGUUGAAACUAAGAAAAAAGCAGAUUUUAUUGCAACUUUUCUUUGUCAAGAAAAAAUAUCAACUACAAGUAUUCAUGGUGAUCGGGAACAGAGAGAGCGGGAGCAAGCUCUUGGAGAUUUUCGCUUUGGAAAGUGCCCAGUUCUUGUUGCUACUUCAGUAGCUGCCAGAGGGCUGGAUAUUGAAAAUGUGCAACAUGUUAUCAAUUUUGAUCUUCCUUCUACCAUUGAUGAAUAUGUUCAUCGAAUUGGGCGUACUGGUCGUUGUGGGAAUACUGGCAGAGCAAUUUCCUUUUUUGAUCUUGAAUCGGAUAACCAUUUAGCACAGCCUCUAGUAAAAGUAUUGACAGAUGCUCAACAGGAUGUUCCUGCAUGGUUGGAAGAAAUUGCCUUUAGUACAUACAUUCCUGGCUUCAGUGGUAGUACAAGAGGAAACGUGUUUGCAUCAGUUGAUACCAGAAAGGGCAAGAGCACUUUGAACACAGCUGGGUUUUCUUCUUCACAAGCUCCCAAUCCAGUAGAUGAUGAGUCAUGGGAUUAAAGCCAAAACAUCCUUCAAGUCUGUGGUUUUGAUGCAGAGAAGAAAAUAGUUUUGAUUUUUGAGUUUUUAACAGAAGUAUAAAACUUAACAUUCUCAUAGCUCCUGUCCUUGUAUUCUCACUCCUACACUUAAAAAAAAAAUCCUUACUGACUAGUUAUGUGAGAUGCUAAAACUUACAACAUUGCAGUUACUGAUACAAAUGGUGUUAACUGGGAAUAUUAAAGCAUUCUAAAUGUCUUUCUUAUUUCUGGUAUAUUCUUUAGGGGGCUUAGACAUGUUUAAUGUUUAAAUGCCAAGUCUUACUAUAGUGUUUAUUGAUCUUAUAAAACAAGCAAAUAGGAUAUGAUACACUUUUGGUUAAAAAUUACUGGGUCUCAUUUUUACUUGAGUCUUUAAAACAGUAGUGUGUCACUAUAAUGUGAUAAUCUUUAAGAGAAAGUAGAAUACUUAAGCCUUUCAAAGUGAUUUUGAUUUUUAGAUCAUCAGAUGUAUGAUGAAAAUGGUUAAAUGUUUGUGAUGGGAGCUCUGUACUCAAUGGCAUAACAAUGUUUAUUUUUAUAAUAUACAAUCUUUCCUUGAAAUAAAGGAUGAAACACUUUUCCCUUAAGUUUUCCAUC
Messenger RNA from Homo sapiens (human), 3086 nucleotides. RefSeq names its product DEAD-box helicase 4 (gene DDX4). The record is from RefSeq and is a predicted model, not a curated record. Gene Ontology annotation, cellular component: perinuclear region of cytoplasm; cytoplasm. The transcript is spliced from 22 exons. Gene Ontology annotation, molecular function: RNA helicase activity; nucleic acid binding; ATP binding. NCBI's taxonomy places the organism in Eukaryota, Metazoa, Chordata, Mammalia, Primates, Hominidae. The coding region runs from base 295 to 2469 and encodes 724 amino acids.